UUAGUACAAAUCAAAUUAAACGAGUAUAUAUAUUUAAAUAAAAAUAAAAAUAAAAAAUAGACAAGGAAAGAGAUAACGAAGAAAGCCCCGCUAAAUUUGCUUAUAAGGUCAUUACUUUACUAUAUUAAGUGCAAAAGCCGCCGAGCCGAGCCGAGCUGAGCUGAGUUGAGCCGGUGAUUAACUUCUUCUUCUUCUUCUUCUUGUGCUCCGGCCACACCUCUUUCCAUAACCCUCGAAAACACUCUCUCUCUAUUUUCACUACUCAAACCAGAGAGAGAUUUCAGAUUCAUCCUCUCAUGUAAUCUAAAUCUAGAAGAUUUCUCAUUCAUAUAUAUAUAUAUAUAUAUUUGUUUGUACGUAUAGAAUUGUGUGAUACAGUUCUAUACCAAAAAAAAGUUUUGCUUUUGUCUAUGUCUCGACCUUCGAACCACGAGUUUCAACAAUGGUGGAACAAGCAAAGAGAGACGAACCCAGAAGUACUCCUUCUCAAGAAACCUGACGAGACAGCUAAUGGUUUCCUUAGCCUCGAGAUCCGGACUCCAACCGCCGAAUCUACGGUCGAGAAGGAGCGAACGCGGAGCGCUCGUCAGCUCUCAUGGGUAUGCCUCUUGAAAUUCCAGCAAAUCGCUGGUUCGCUCGCUUGGGUUACGAAUGGCGUCGUUUUGCUUCUCCGUACUGCCAACCGACGAAUCGCGUCCCCCAAUUCCCCAGCUGACUCGUCUACUUCGCGUCUCUAUAGAGCAAUCAAGGUGUUUCUGGCUUUAGUUUUGCUUCUUCUAGGGUUUGAGCUUCUUGCUUACUUCCAGGGAUGGCAUUUUAGCCCGCCUUCGGUCGGCUCGGCUGCUGUUCUCGGGUUUGUUGAGCGAGUUUACGCUCAUUGGCUUGAUAUACGAGCCAAUUACUUAGCGCCGCCGCUUCAGAGCUUGACGAAUCUCUGCAUUGUUCUUUUUCUCAUUCAAUCUGUGGAUCGAUUGAUUUUGAUGUUUGGUUGCUUCUGGAUCAAGUUCCGGAAGCUGAAGCCUAAGGCAGCCAUGGAGUAUGGGGAUUCUCCACCUAUGGAUGAGGAGGGCAAUGAGAAUGUUGAGGAUUAUCCAAUGGUGUUAGUUCAAAUUCCCAUGUGCAAUGAGAGGGAGGUUUACCAGCAAUCGAUUGCUGCAGUUUGUGUCCAGGACUGGCCUAGGCAGAGAAUGCUUGUACAAGUUCUUGAUGAUUCAGAUGAAUUAGAUGUUCAAAUGCUUAUCAAGGCAGAAGUGCAGAAGUGGCAACAGCGGGGUGUUCGCAUAUUGUACAGGCAUCGUUUAAUUCGCACGGGAUAUAAAGCAGGCAAUCUUAAAUCUGCAAUGGGGUGUGAUUAUGUUAAAGAUUAUGAAUUUGUAGCAAUAUUUGAUGCAGAUUUUCAGCCUGGACCAGAUUUCUUGAAGAAAACUAUUCCUCAUUUCAAGGGAAAUGAUGACAUUGCACUUGUUCAGACAAGAUGGUCUUUUGUGAACAAGGAUGAGAACUUGCUCACUAGGCUGCAGAACAUAAACUUGUCAUUUCACUUUGAGGUUGAACAACAGGUCAAUGGUGUGUUUCUCAACUUUUUUGGUUUUAAUGGUACUGCUGGUGUAUGGAGAAUAAAGGCCCUCGAGGAUUGUGGUGGUUGGCUGGAACGAACUACUGUUGAGGACAUGGACGUUGCUGUCCGUGCUCAUCUUUGCGGAUGGAAGUUCAUUUAUUUGGAUGAUGUUAAGUGCCUUUGUGAGCUUCCUGAGUCCUAUGAGGCAUACAAGAAACAGCAACAUCGCUGGCAUUCUGGUCCAAUGCAGUUGUUUCGCUUGUGCUUCGUUGAUGUAAUCCGUUCUAAGGUUAGUUUGGCGAAGAAAGUAAACUUGAUAUUUUUGUUCUUCCUCCUGCGAAAGCUUAUUCUGCCAUUCUAUUCGUUCACCCUCUUUUGCAUCAUUCUUCCAUUGACAAUGUUCCUACCAGAAGCUCAAUUACCGGCAUGGGUUGUUUGUUAUGUUCCUGGAGUAAUGUCUAUCCUGAAUAUUCUUCCAGCACCUCGGUCUUUUCCUUUUAUAGUCCCCUUCCUCCUUUUCGAGAACACCAUGUCGGUGACGAAAUUUAAUGCUAUGAUAUCAGGAUUGUUUCGGUUUGGAAGUUCCUACGAGUGGAUAGUUACAAAGAAAUCGGGAAGAUCAUCAGAAACAGAUCUGGUAGCUUUCGAGAAGGAAUCCGGUCCCCUUGUCAGAUCCAACUCACUUUACAGGUCAUCUUCAGAAUCAGGCAUUGAUGAACUGAGCAAAUUAGAAGUUUCUAAAAAAUCGGUUAAGUCAAAAAAGAACCGUCUAUACAGAAAGGAACUUGCUCUAGCAUUUAUACUGUUGACUGCUUCAUUAAGAAGCUUGUUGUCUGCCCAAGGAAUCCACUUCUACUUCCUGCUAUUUCAAGGAAUCACUUUUCUAGUUGUAGGUCUCGAUUUGAUCGGCGAGCAGGUGAGUUGACCAUCAUUACUGUUCUGGGUAGUUCUGAAAGCUGUCUUUCAACUGCAAUUUCUAUCGGUGCAAGACAAAACGUUGGGAAGAGUUUCGAAACGCAUUCUAAUUUGCUAUACCACAAGAGCUGCAUUGCAUCAAUCUAUUUGUGAUUAGGUGAAAGCUUCUCUCAAUUGAAGCAGCCAAUUUUUUUGCUUGCCAGAGUUUUAUAGUCUAUAUAUUUAUAUACCAUCUUGGUAAAAAAGACUUGCAGUUGGGUGAGCCAAUGUUAUUAUACCGAAUAGUGUCUCUAAAGAGACUUUGGAUUGGAUUUUCUUAAACACAGGCUUCUUCUUUACAUAUAUAUAUAUAAAUACAUUUUGCUUGCCCAAAACCCGAAAAGAGGCAAGUAUCAGAUUAUCACAUUGGGUCAUUCUUUGUAUUGUUUGUUGAUAGACUGUGCAGCUUCAUCAUAUAUUAAAUUCGUUUAUGUUGAUUGUUGCAUUCA
Cannabis sativa is the source of this 2961-nucleotide messenger RNA. Its product is annotated as probable xyloglucan glycosyltransferase 6. Gene Ontology annotation, cellular component: Golgi apparatus. Bases 411 to 2483 code for a protein of 690 amino acids. The record is from RefSeq and is a predicted model, not a curated record. The transcript has 5 exons. Gene Ontology annotation, molecular function: glycosyltransferase activity. NCBI's taxonomy places the organism in Eukaryota, Viridiplantae, Streptophyta, Magnoliopsida, Rosales, Cannabaceae.